Trematosphaeria pertusa is the source of this 2085-nucleotide messenger RNA. Its product is annotated as dimethylaniline monooxygenase. The transcript is spliced from 5 exons. Bases 127 to 1890 code for a protein of 587 amino acids. The record is from RefSeq and is a predicted model, not a curated record. Gene Ontology annotation, molecular function: flavin adenine dinucleotide binding; NADP binding; N,N-dimethylaniline monooxygenase activity. NCBI's taxonomy places the organism in Eukaryota, Fungi, Ascomycota, Dothideomycetes, Pleosporales, Trematosphaeriaceae.
CGUAGCAUGCGUGAUAUCCUGAGAAUGCACCGAUUUUCUGAGGUCUGAGGAUUGCUCGCUCAUUUCGAUUAAAGCAAAGUGCCGGAGUGCUGCUGAGCUCGUGGAAUCGGAUCGCUUAGUGCGGGAAUGGCGGGACGUGACGCAAUGCGCGUCGCUGUCAUCGGGGCAGGCCCAGGUGGUUUGACUACGCUAAAGACGCUGUUGGAAGCAUCGACUCCAGACAGACCGAUAGAAGCGACCCUUUUUGAAGCAGAAGACGACGUCGGGGGCACGUUCCAAUACCGCUCCUACGAAAACGCCGAGCUCGUCUCAUCCAAGCAACUAACGAGUUUCUCGGACCACCGCUUCCCACUAUCAACGCCGGACCACAUCUCAUUACCUCAAUACGUUGAGUAUCUCAGAUCGUAUGUCGACCGGUUUGGCCUAGGGCCGCUCAUCAAGCUCGGAUGCCGUGUCACCCAAAUUCAGCCUCUAGAAAAGUCUUCAGAUCAGAAGUGGAAGCAUCGAGUCAAGUACGUCGACAAGCAGCAAGGCGGAAGGGAAAGGACGUUUGAUUGCUCCCAUAUUGCGAUUUGCACGGGACUCCAUGUCCAGUCUAACAUUCCCAAUAUCCCCGGGAUCGAGAAUGUAAAGGGCGAAGCGUAUCACUCGUCCCAGUAUAAGCAGAGAUCCCAGCUCACAGGUCGAGAUGUGCUCAUCCUGGGAUGCGGCGAGACGGCUAUGGAUAUCGCCUACGAGGCAAUCAAAGCCGACGCCAACUCCGUGACAAUGUGCUUCCGAACUGGCUUCCUAUCCUUCCCCAAAGCGCUCUCUCGGUUCCAAGUCUUCGGCAAGCAAUUCAAGGGCGGACUGCCCAUCGAUGGUCUCAUCACCAACCUAUUCGAAACUGCAUACGUCCACCGCGCCAUAGCCGCCAGCCGUCUGCGAUGGUUUGUUUCCGACUUUGUGAUUAAGCGUGUGCUAUGGUUCUUAACCGGAACCCAAGCUGGCAUGAACCAGCAUGUUGGCGCACUGCCGAAUGACCGACUAGGAAGAGCAUAUGUGUUCUUGAAUAAGAGUAGCAAGGCGAUGCCAUAUUUGAAUCGACCGUAUCAGGAGAAGCACCCACUUGGGUUCCUAGGCAAUGGUUAUGUCGAUCCGCCUGAAGACGCGAACUCGAAGCGAUGGGUCGAUACGUGCACAUUCCCUCAGCGCAUUGACGAGACAGGCAAGGUCAUUUUCGAGAAAAGAGAAGACAGGAAAGACUGGAGACGCAUGAAGAACGCGGAGGUACGGCCCACCUGCGUGGUCUACUGUACGGGCUACAAGCAGGUCUUCUCCUGGCUCGAUUCGUCUUACCCCACAGCGUCAGACGCUACGAUACGAAAUAUCAUCGCACCCUCGCGACCUGAUAUUGCCUUCAUCGGCUUCGUGCGGCCAGGCGUAGGCGCUAUUCCGCCCAUCGCGGAGCAACAGGCCAUGUGGUGGACGGCGCUCAUAACCGCCCGGAUGCAAAUCCCCAAGGAUCCGCCGCAUUAUCACCUGCUUGCGCGCGAGAGCUCGCGGAUCCAAUACGGCGUUGACCAUAGUGCAUAUAUGAGCACCCUCGCGAAGGAUUUCGGCGGUGCACCAGGACUGGUCGAACUCUGGAGAGCCCAUGGCUUGAAGAUUCUCUUCACGUAUUGCUUCGGUGCUUCCUUUGUCACUUUCUAUAGGCUCAUGGGGCCUUUCAAGUCGGAGGAGGCGCCGAAAAUCGCUAGGACAGAGUUGGCUGAGACCAUUACUCGGAGAGGUAUUCUUGGCAAUUUGUUCUUUGGAGUGAUACCCAUGAUAUUCUAUGGGAUGGUCAAUACUGCGGCGAUGAUACUGGAGCUGUGUGGCUUCAUACCGAAGGAGAAACCUGUCGUAUGAUCUUCGACGGGAUAUCUUUAGCUAGCGUUUCCGUAUCAAGUCGUUGGUGCCAGAGACUAGCCCUCUCCUCCCUUGCUUUCCAUUCAAUCAUAUCUUUCAGCAAGCACCAACAGCGGAUAUACAGCUCCUGCAGCUACUGGAAUCUUCUUCCACCCAGUCGCCCCGAAAAGCGCCAUGAUCGCUCCUGAAUGCGCU